CCCGGUCCGAGUCCAGCUGUGAGCAGCCCCGUCUGCUAGAUCAGAGUCGUCAGGAUGAAGAUGAGACAGCUCGGAGCGUUGUGCGGAUUCGUUCUGCUGAACCUGGCCGUCCUCGCCGCCGCCCGGCCCAAAGCAGGUCCUGAUCAGAAGUGUAAGUCCGGUCCCGUGGACCUGGUCUUCCUCAUCGACAGCUCGCGCAGCGUCAGGCCGCACGAGUUCGAGACCAUGAGGAAGUUCAUGAUCGACAUCCUGGACACGCUGGACAUCGGCGCCAACGCCACCCGAGUGGGAGUGGUCCAGUACUCCAGCCAGGUCCGCAGUGAGUUCUCUCUGAAGACACACGGCAAAAUGGACACCAUGGUGAAAGGCAUCAAUGACAUCGUCCCCCUCGCUCAAGGCACCAUGACGGGGCUCGCCAUCAAAUAUGUGAUGGACAAUGCCUUCAUCGUCGAGGAGGGAGACAGGCCAAAGGUCCCCAACGUGGUCGUGAUCGUGACCGACGGACGUCCCCAGGACCGCGUGGCGGAGGUGGCGGCCGAGGCCCGGGAGAAGGGCAUCGAGAUCUACGCCGUGGGCGUGGCCAGGGCCGACAUGACCUCGCUGAGGGCCAUGGCGUCGCCGCCGUUCGAAGACCACGUCUUCCUGGUGGAGUCCUUCGAUCUCAUCCACCAGUUCGGACUGCAGUUCCAGGACAAGCUCUGUGGCGUGGAUCUGUGUCUGGAGUCGGAUCACGGCUGUGAGCACAUCUGUGAGAGCUCGCCGGGCUCCUUCCACUGCCUCUGUCUGCCCGGAUACACGCUGAGCGACGACGGGAAAACAUGCGCAGCUGUCGAUCUGUGCACUGAGGGGAAACACAACUGUGAACAGAUCUGCAUCAGCUCCCCUGGUUCCUUCACCUGCGACUGCAACAAAGGAUACAAACUGAAUGACGACAAGAAGACCUGCUCAAUGAUCGACUACUGUUCGUUUGGGAACCACAGUUGUGAUCAUGAGUGUGUGAGUGUGCUCAGUGGCUAUCACUGCCGCUGUAACCAGGGAUACAGGCUGCUGGACAACGGCAAGACCUGCCAGGCCAUUGACCUGUGUGCUGAGGGGAAACACGACUGUCAGCAAAUCUGUGUCAGCGCACCGGGCGUCUUCACCUGCGACUGCAACGAAGGAUACACACUCAACGAGGACAAGAAGACCUGCUCACCCAUCGACCUGUGCGCCGAUGGAAAACACAACUGUGAACAAAUCUGCAUCAGUGCACCAGGCGUCUUCUCCUGCGACUGCAACAAGGGAUUCAAACUCAACAAAGACAAGAAGACCUGCACAAACAUGGACCUGUGCAACACAGUGGAGCACGGCUGUGAGCACCAGUGCGUCAGCACUCCUGGAUCUUACUACUGCAUCUGUCCGGAGGGACAGCUGCUGCAGGAGGACGGCAAGAGCUGCGGCACCUGCAAGUCUGCCAACAUUGACCUGGUGCUUCUGAUCGACGGCUCCAAGAGCGUCCGCCCACAGAACUUUGAGCUGGUCAAAAAGUUUGUCAACCAGGUUGUGGACUCCCUGGACGUGUCCGCUCACGGCACCAGGGUCGGUCUGGUCCAGUACUCCAGCCGGGUCAGGACAGAGUUCCCUCUCAACAUGUACCACUCUGCUGAUGAGAUCAAGGCUGCGGUCAUGAAGGUGGACUACAUGGAGAAAGGUACGAUGACGGGUCUGGCCUUGAAACACAUGGUGGAGAACAGUUUCUCAGAGGCAGAAGGCGCUCGUCCUUCCAGCCGCAACAUCCCGCGAAUCGGACUGGUCUUCACGGACGGACGGUCCCAGGACGACAUCACCGAGUACGCCAAGAUGACCAAAGAAGCCGGCAUCACCAUGUACGCUGUGGGCGUCGGAAAAGCCGUAGAAGAUGAGCUUCGUGAGAUCGCGUCGGAGCCUGUGGAGAAACAUUUCUACUACACCACUGACUUCACCGCCAUCAACACCAUCGCCGAGAACCUCAAGUUCAACGUCUGCCCAGAGGAGAGUCAGGGGGAGAUCGAGGUGAAGGACCCAUGUGCCUGUGAGAGUCUGGUUGAGUUCCAGCAGGCGACCAUGAGCAACCUGGAGCAGCUCACACAGAAACUGGCUGGGAUGACUGCUCGUCUGGAGCAGCUGGAGAACCAGCUUCUCUCCAAGAAGUGAUCUGGACGUCACGGAGGAAGAAUGACAGAGUGAGGAGGAGGAGGAGGAGGAGGAGGAGGAGGAGGAGGAGGAGGAGGGCACAUCCUGGAAAGAAUCACAAACCCUUCUAAUCCAUGGACGAACCAAAGUGUCUUUUCUCAAAGCCUUUGUGGCCUUCACGAGAUCUGUUGAUCUUCACGUCUAGGAGGACGGCAUUCAUCAGUUUGUGAUAUUGAUUCAUAUUUCUUGAAUAGAUGUAAUGUUUUAUCUUUAAAAAAACAAAAACAACAACAACACAUCAGUUUCCACUCCGAUAACGGUACAAAAUAAAUUCAUAAAACGGAUGAACAUUAAACCAUUUGGGAAAUUUCUGGGAAAUUUAAAAACUGAGUAUCCACGAUCCGAUACACAAACAGAAUUGAGGAUAAAUUCAAGAGAUUGUAAAACACACGUUACCAACACAAAGACAACUGUGGGCUUGUUUGUAUCUUUGUAAACUAAAUGUAAUCAAUGUACAGUAGAUAUUAGAUUAUAGACACAAAACAUUAUUCACUGAAAACACGAGCAGCAGUUUUCCAGUCACACAGCAUUCGUCUGUUUCUGUCAGUGCCCUAUUUAUACUUGAUCUGUUUUGUACGGUUUUGUUAAAUAUGAUGUAUUUAUAGCUUCUUUUUUUUACCAACAGUAGAGAGAAAAUGAAGUGUUGUUACCACUCCCAUUUUUCAUACUAAAUCGUGACAUGUUUUCCCGAAGAAAACUAGUUUUUUUAAUCGCAGGCCAGAUGUUGAAAACAAAGGGAAGUGUGAAGUAUCACUGUUCACUAAAGCUGUGGUCUGUUGUUGAUUGAGGUGUUCAUAUCAAUAUAAUCAGUAGUAUGUCACUCAAUAAAUACAACCUUUCUUACAUAAAAUUUAAUUUGUUCUUCAAUCUGCACUUUCUACAUUGUGUCUUGCAACAGCCUCAAAAUGUUUGAUUAUUCUUUUACAUGUCUGUCAAAACGCAAACCAACAACUUUCCUCCACUUUGCGUCUGUUGUAGAUAUUAUUGACCGACACAACUUUAGUGAAAAAAAAUCCGUGCCUCUCACCAAGAGGGUAAACUAUUAGGCCCCCAAAAAGAUGUAUUAAUUAAAACAUGUAUUAAUUAAUAAUAAUGAAUUCAUUAAUGUGACGGACUCAGCGAUGGUAAAUUUUUUUGCAGUUUUGUAUAAAAGGACCGCAAAUUUAUUCUCCUUUAUAUAUGAACACCUGUUAUGUUUUUGUAUAUUUUCUAAUUGCUUUACCUUUUCAUAUUUUUCUGAUGAAUCCCUGUAUUACCGCACAGACGGCAAUAAAAGAGUCAACUUUUCA
Scophthalmus maximus (turbot) is the source of this 3500-nucleotide messenger RNA. It is a transcript of the gene matn4, whose product is annotated as matrilin 4. Bases 55 to 2172 code for a protein of 705 amino acids. NCBI's taxonomy places the organism in Eukaryota, Metazoa, Chordata, Actinopteri, Pleuronectiformes, Scophthalmidae. Gene Ontology annotation, molecular function: calcium ion binding. The transcript has 16 exons. The record is from RefSeq and is a predicted model, not a curated record.